Messenger RNA from Lactuca virosa, 339 nucleotides. NCBI's taxonomy places the organism in Eukaryota, Viridiplantae, Streptophyta, Magnoliopsida, Asterales, Asteraceae. The record is from the annotation of a GenBank genome assembly.
AUGCAUCUCCAAAACUACCAGGGUAUUGGAGCUCCAAUAUUUCUUUUAACUCCUCAAGUUGCUGGUUUGGGACUCACCUUAACAAAAGCAGAUCGGGUCAUAGUAGAUGAUCCAGUUUGGAAUCCAAGGUUUCAUACAUAUUUAUACAACAUGUACCGAGAAUAUCAACUUUUUUCUUUUGGUCUUCAUCUUCCGCGAGGUAUGCAUUGUUUCGUGAAGAAACCACAGAGCAACCAAUCUAUUAAAGUGAUGAUUGAACAAAGGUUGAAGAGGUCUUGCAUUUGCAGAAUACAAGUUGAAGUUAAUCAAUUAGUGUUUUGGAAAAGUGAACAAAGAUGA